Molecule: messenger RNA, 1830 nt
Organism: Manihot esculenta (cassava)
Lineage: Eukaryota; Viridiplantae; Streptophyta; Magnoliopsida; Malpighiales; Euphorbiaceae
Product: U6 small nuclear RNA (adenine-(43)-N(6))-methyltransferase
Exons: 8
Coding region: 113-1615 (500 amino acids)
Biological process (GO): rRNA base methylation
Cellular component (GO): nucleus
Molecular function (GO): 23S rRNA (adenine(1618)-N(6))-methyltransferase activity
Source: RefSeq, a predicted model, not a curated record
UAUUGCCGCCUCCGGUCACUCCAUUUUCAAAUAGGGUAAAGUUGGGGGCGAUAAGUAAAUUAUCCCAUUUGUGUUUCAGUUAGCCAGAUAUUCCGAAACAGGAAAAAGGAAAAUGCCGAGCAAGAAAACGAACAAGAGGAAGAGAGCUGAACGACCCACCAUCCACCCCAAAAACAAAUAUGCUAACAACCCACCUGAUUUUUCUCUCCUUGCUUCUCUCUACCCUUCUUUUAAGCCCUUCGUUUUCUAUUCUCCUGAUGGUAGACCCAGAAUCGACUGGACCGACUUCAACUCCACCCGGGAGCUCACCCGGGUCCUGCUCCUCCAUGAUCAUGGCCUCAACUGGUGGAUUCCUGAUGGGCAACUCUGCCCUACAGUACCAAACAGAUUGAACUACAUCCAUUGGAUUGAAGAUCUUCUCUCUGACACCAUUUCGAAGAAUAACAAAAAUGGAGAUAUUGUGAGAGGUUUUGAUAUAGGCACUGGAGCGAACUGCAUUUACCCACUCCUUGGUGCAUCUCUUCUAGGAUGGAGUUUUGUUGGGUCAGAUGUGACUGAUGUAGCAUUAGAGUGGGCGGAGAGAAAUGUUAAAAAUAAUCCACAUAUUUCAGAACUAGUUGAAGUUAGAAAGGUUACAGACUGUCAAGAGACCCUUUCUAUUGAAGAUCCAAAUAAUGCAGAAUCUGUAAAUGGCAAAAACAGAACGGAUAUGAAUGGAAGUCUGGUUGAUUCUGGUUCAUUUACUCUGCCAGUGGAUGCUUAUAAGAAUUAUCAUGGACCACCUAUACUUGUUGGUGUGGUGAGGGAUAAUGAGAAGUUUGACUUCUGCAUGUGCAAUCCUCCAUUUUUUGAGACCAUGGAGGAAGCAGGAUUGAAUCCAAAGACUUCCUGUGGUGGGACUCCUAUGGAGAUGGUUUGUCCUGGAGGAGAAAAGGCUUUUAUCAGCACUAUCAUUGAAGAUAGUGUUGUGUUGAAGGAGUCCUUUAGGUGGUUCACUUCAAUGGUUGGAAGGAAAGCAAACCUCAAAUUUCUAAUCUCAAAGCUUAGAGAUGUUGGAGUUACCGUAGUAAAGACAACUGAAUUUGUCCAAGGGCAAACAUGCCGAUGGGGGCUUGCUUGGUCUUUCGUGCCUCCCUCCAGGAAGAUAAUAUCACCUUAUGUGGCUGGGAAGAGUAUUCUUUCCUUCAUGCUCGAGGGAAUUCAACGCCAGUUCAGUGCCAUAGAUGUAUUACAAUCAGUUGAAUCCUUUUUCCAUACUAGUGGUGCAUCCUCUAAAUUGAAUGCCUCAUCAUUUGCUGUUGAUGUAACUGCAUCAAAUGAGCAAUGCGAUGUAAUACUAAAGAAAGGAGGCAAACUUCAUGAUGAAACUGCCAAUUGCAAUCCUAUUGAUGCAGAAUCUGCUAGUUCAAGUUUGCACACUCCUCUAAAUAACUUGUGUUUUCGCAUUUCGGUUUUUCAGCAAAUCCCUGGCACCCUUUUGGUGAAAGGAUCAUUGCAACAGAGAGACAGCCCAGUUUCAGGUUUUAGGCCAAAACUCUUGUUACUUAGUAAAUCAUGCCAGCCUUGUUUUCUGCUACUGUUGCCUAGAUUUUCAAAGGAGUAUUCUCAUCUAUAAUCCAACGUUUGGAGGAAGUGCUGAGAAACAAGUUUUGUAGAGCAAAGCCUAUUGUCAAUUAAAUGUAUACUAAUUUAUUCCAUAUACCACAAUUUAGGGAUUGGAUGCUCUUGUACCAUAUACUCACCACCAUGGAAGUGUUAACUGGUGAAGGCUAUUUCUUUCUACUAUUUAAGAGUGUUUGGACUGAAUUAUAAAUUUACACUUUAGGCAAA